This is a messenger RNA of Spirodela intermedia, 1332 nucleotides long. The record is from the annotation of a GenBank genome assembly. Lineage: Eukaryota; Viridiplantae; Streptophyta; Magnoliopsida; Alismatales; Araceae.
AUGAACCACCGCUUCUGCAACUGCCAGAAGGUGUUCCAGGCGCACACAACUCUGAUCUACAGAUUGUCCCUUUUUCUUCUACUUGCUCUCGUUCUCCGGACUGCCGUAGUCUCCUCUUACCACCCGGGAUUCCUCUGGUUCAAGAGGAGAGAAAUCUACUGGUCGCUGGAAGCGUUGAAGGCUGAUGAGCAGUCUCCGGUCAGAUCGGACAAGUUCCUGGAGGUUCCGCAGAUUGUGUGGGGGUUGAACAACCAGAAGAUCGCAUUCGCUCGGGCUUCCCUGACGGCGAGGCUGCUGAAUCGGACGCUUCUCAUGCCGAGCUUGAGCGCCUCUCUGUUCUACAAGGAGAUGGAUCGGCUGCAACCGAUUGCCUUCGACAAGGUCUUUGAUCUUAGGAAAUUCAACAAUCUCUGUGGCGGAUUUGUCCGGGUGGGGAGGGCAUCGGAGGUUUCCGACCGGACGAAGCCAAUCGAGAUCCAGAAAGGCAGCGGGAGGAAGUGGACGGCGGAGAGGGAUCUGAACCAGUUGAAGGAGAUCCAGAUCGGCCCCGACGACGGCGCCGAGGUCAUCCGUAUUGUCGGGAAGAACCCCUUCCUCUGGCUCGAUCACUGGCCUGUGAAGCAGUACGCCAGGAUCUUCGACUGCCUGGUGCUGAUAGACGAAAUCGCCGACGCCGCCGCCGGUGUCAUCGCGAAGAUCAGAGCCAAAGGACUGAAUUCCAGAUCUGGAAACACCUCCGCCAUGGCUCGCGUCCCCGUUCCCUACAUGGCCGUCCACAUGAGGAUCGAGAAGGACUGGAUGAUCCACUGCAAGCACCUGGAGCGCAGAUCCAACACAAACCAGAUCUGCAGCAGCAAGGAAGAGAUCAUGGCCAGGGUGGGGAGCAUCCCCGGCCUGAUCGCGCCGAUGGUGACGUACAUUGCGGUGGCCGACGCCCUGCUGGAGGACGGAUCGAUCCUCCGCGGAUGGAAGGAAGGGCUGGUUCCCGUGGAGAAGAAGAUGGUGGGAGCUUGGGAAACCUACCAGCGAUGGCCGUACCUGGUGAGAUCGGCGAUCGACUACGAGGUGUGCCUGAGGGCGGAGAUCUUCGUCGGCAACAGCUACUCCACCUUCUCUAGUCUGGUAGUGCUGGAGAGGACGCAGAGGCGGAUGAGGGAGGGCGGCAGCGAUGGUGGUGGUGGUUGUGGUGGUGGUGAGGAAGGGUGGGCUUCGUACGCGUACAACCUUGGAGGGGAGCAAGAAAGGGGGAUCAGGAAGUGGGAGACGGAUAUGGAAGCCCCGAGCUUGCAGGCUAUCAGCUAUGGGACCAGCAACAUCUCCUGCCACAGAUGA